AUGGGUGAUUUGUAUCUCACAGUUUGCCCAAACUGGUGCUUUACCACCAAUCUAAGUUGUCAUUAUAAUGGUAGGAUUAUUCUUGCCUGGGACCCUGAUGUGUUAAAAAUGGAUAUCAUCCAUAUGGGAAGUCAGUUGAUCCACACAUACAUCACUUAUGCAUGGUUGAUUAUGGGAGAUUUCAAUUCCAUCAUGGAAAUGGAGGACAGAAUUGGCUCACCUGUGAGGUUGGCUGAUAUCAAACCAAUGAGGAACUGCAUGGCCACUUGCAAACUCUCACAAGUCAAGACAGUUGGAAGGCAUUUCACUUGGAAUAACAAGCAGGAAGGGGAGGCUAGGGUUUUCUCCAGAAUAGAUAGAGUGUUGUCCAAUACUGCUUGGGAUGACAUGUUUGCUACUGCUGAAGCAAUGUAUCUGCCAGAAGGGACCUAUGAUCAUUGCCCUAUGAUAUUGAAUACCUUCACUACCAAUCAGUCAAAGAAACCCUUCAGGUUUUAUAACAUGUGGACUUCAUCUCCUGACUUUCUUCCACUGGUGGAAAGACACUGGCACAGGUUUGUCUAUGGAUGCCACAUGUUUAGAAUCACUCAGAAACUCAAAUGGAUCAAACAGGAUCUAAGGGUCCUGAAUAAAUCUGGUUAUAGUAAUCUUGAAGCAACCAAAACUCAACUGCAACACCAACUUGCUGCUAUUCAAAACAAGCUCCAUAAUGACCCUACCAAUUUCACUCUAGCAACAGAAGAAAAAACAAUUGCUGCUGCAUACAGAACUGCAAAUGAGAACCAUCUUUCUUUCCUUCACCAAAUUUCUAAAGCUCACUAG
Molecule: messenger RNA, 822 nt
Organism: Spinacia oleracea (spinach)
Lineage: Eukaryota; Viridiplantae; Streptophyta; Magnoliopsida; Caryophyllales; Amaranthaceae
Exons: 2
Coding region: 1-822 (273 amino acids)
Source: RefSeq, a predicted model, not a curated record